CUACUGCCGCGGGAGAGAGGGCGAGAGCGAGCCGGCGCGGGUCCCGGAAGAGAGCGCAGCCGCCGGACGCUCGGCUCCCGUCCCGGUCCAGGCCAGGGGCGCGCGGCGAUGUGAGCCAUGAGUGCGACGUGGACGCUGUCCCCCGAGCCGCUGCCGCCCUCGACGGGGCCCCCGGUGGGCGCGGGUCUGGACGCGGAGCAGCGCACGGUGUUCGCCUUCGUACUCUGCCUGCUCGUGGUGCUGGUGCUGCUGAUGGUGCGCUGCGUGCGCAUCCUGCUCGACCCCUACAGCCGCAUGCCCGCCUCGUCCUGGACCGACCACAAGGAGGCGCUCGAGCGCGGGCAGUUCGACUACGCGCUGGUCUGAGCCGAGCGGGGCUCCUCUCCGAGGCCCGACCCGACGGGGGCGCCGCCUGGCCGGGAUGGCGCUCAGGAUCCCACCCCAGAUCCUAGCCCGAGGCGGGAGGGCGUUAGAAGUCCAGCUCCUCCCCCUCAGAUCCCUCCCAUCUUUCCUCCCGGCCUGGCCGGAGCCCCACUUCGUGCCUUUAUCCUGCCCCGUCCUUGCUCCAUGACACCCGCCCGGCUGGUCCCCGACUGGGAAGAGGACCCCUCCCCCACCCCAAGGCGUAUGGGUGGCUCCGCUAUUGCCCUGCCGCCGAGCAUGAGUGUCUUGUCCAUUCCUGGAUGCGGGGAACCCCCGGGCCCCCCCCCCCCCCCGUGGUCUGGCCUUCCAAACUCCAACCCCAACCCGACCCCGACUCUCCUUAAGUGUUGAGCUCUCCUGGGCCCGUCUGCCCUGCGCGGCCUGCCCCGGAGACCGACACCGACACCUGUCGGCAACAGCGGCUGCUGUGUCCAGGAUGCGCGGCGCCUUUGGUGGGAGGAGAGAGCGGGCAGGUUCUUUCCCGCUGCAGCCCGGGCCGCGGGACAGGUCAGCGCCCCUCCCUCAGUCACCACCUCUGCCACGCAUUGGCGCUCCUGCCACUUCCCCCGGCUCCCUUCUGCCACCCCUGCCAUGGCCUUUCCCAUGCCUUCUCCCUCCUCCCAGCCCCUGAGCCAUUGGUGAAAAUAAAAGCUAUUAUUGAGCGCUUACUACAUGCCAA
This is a messenger RNA of Suricata suricatta (meerkat), 1102 nucleotides long. RefSeq names its product cortexin 1 (gene CTXN1). The transcript is spliced from 2 exons. The coding region runs from base 118 to 366 and encodes 82 amino acids. NCBI's taxonomy places the organism in Eukaryota, Metazoa, Chordata, Mammalia, Carnivora, Herpestidae. The record is from RefSeq and is a predicted model, not a curated record.